Messenger RNA from Heterocephalus glaber (naked mole-rat), 3339 nucleotides. RefSeq names its product MAF bZIP transcription factor B (gene Mafb). Gene Ontology annotation, biological process: regulation of transcription by RNA polymerase II; regulation of myeloid cell differentiation. Gene Ontology annotation, cellular component: nucleus. The record is from RefSeq and is a predicted model, not a curated record. Lineage: Eukaryota; Metazoa; Chordata; Mammalia; Rodentia; Bathyergidae. Gene Ontology annotation, molecular function: DNA-binding transcription factor activity, RNA polymerase II-specific; RNA polymerase II cis-regulatory region sequence-specific DNA binding.
AUCCUGCACAGCUGCACGGCCGGGCUGCGAGCGGCUGUGAGCGAGAGAGCCCUAGAGCGAGAGAGGUACAGAGCGAGCGGCGGGCGCUUGCCCCGCGCCUCCCCUCCGCCCACCCCACGCCUCGCUCGCCUCUCCACCUCUCCAGGUCCGGCUUGGCCCGGCUCGGUCCCGGUGCGGCCACAGCCCCUGAGCUCUGGGGCGGUACAGGCAGCCUCGGGACUCUCCAGCGAGCCGCCGCGUCCCCAGACAAAGGCUUGGCCAGCGGCCCCGGCCCGCUGCGCCCUCAGCUCCCCGCCUCCCCGGCUCGCCCGCCGCUCUUCGCCCCUGCUCUUGGCUCGGCGCGCCUCGGCCGGCCGUAAAGUUUCCCGGCGGUAGCGGCGGCGGAGCCUCGCGUCAGCGAUGGCUGCGGAGCUGAGCAUGGGGCCAGAGCUGCCCACCAGCCCGCUGGCCAUGGAGUACGUCAACGACUUCGACCUGCUCAAGUUCGACGUGAAGAAGGAGCCUUUGGGGCGCGCGGAGCGCCCGGGCCGGCCCUGCACGCGCCUGCAGCCGGCCGGCUCGGUGUCGUCCACACCGCUCAGCACGCCGUGCAGCUCGGUUCCCUCUUCGCCCAGCUUCAGCCCGACUGAGCAGAAGACCCACCUGGAGGACCUGUACUGGAUGGCGAGCAACUACCAGCAGAUGAACCCUGAGGCGCUCAACCUGACACCCGAGGACGCGGUGGAGGCGCUCAUCGGCUCGCACCCAGUGCCACAGCCGCUGCAGAGCUUCGACGGCUUCCGAGGCGCGCACCACCACCACCACCACCACCAUCCCCCUCACCCGCAUCCGCACCACGCGUACCCAGGCGCCGGCGUAGCCCACGAUGAGCUGGGCCCCCACGCGCACCCGCAUCAUCACCACCACCACCAAGCGUCGCCGCCGCCGUCCAGCGCCGCCAGUCCGGCGCAGCAGCUGCCCACCAGCCACCCCGGGCCGGGUCCGCACGCGGCGGCAGCGGCCACGGCGGCGGGCGGCAACGGCAGCGUGGAGGAUCGCUUUUCCGAUGACCAGCUCGUGUCCAUGUCAGUGCGUGAGUUGAACCGCCACCUGCGGGGCUUCACCAAGGACGAGGUGAUCCGCCUGAAGCAGAAGCGGCGGACCCUGAAGAACCGGGGCUACGCCCAGUCGUGCAGGUAUAAACGUGUCCAGCAGAAACACCACCUGGAGAAUGAGAAGACGCAGCUCAUUCAGCAGGUGGAGCAGCUUAAGCAGGAGGUGUCCCGGCUGGCCCGCGAGAGAGACGCCUACAAGGUCAAGUGCGAGAAACUCGCCAACUCCGGCUUCAGGGAGGCGGGCUCCACCAGCGACAGCCCCUCCUCUCCUGAGUUCUUUCUGUGAGUCGCAGCGGGUCCCGGCCCCCGCCCUUGCCCCGGACUCCCUGUCCCGGGUCCCCAGCCCUGGACUCCCCUGGACCUUGUCCCUGUCAUGGCCCCAGCCUUGACCUGUUUGACGAGCGAGAGGGAGGAAGGGCAGGCGGGCCGCGGGCGACGGGCGGGAGCGCGGGAGGCAGGGGACUUUGGCUAAGGGGAGACUAGUGCACGCCAGCCACCGCCUCCUAGUCUCGAGCCGAGCCAGAGACGAGGGGGUGGGAGGUCCCGGAGCAACUUUUCUCCAGGCUGGAAGGCGGAGGCGUAGUACGGAGGAUUCGCCAAGGCCGUCUGGAGACGCCCGGCUUUCCGAACUCUGAGAGUGCCGGGCCACUGCUUCGCUGUCGCUGUCCGGAGCUCAGUCCCUCCAGGAAGAGAGCAGAGGAGAGGAGAGGGGCCCUGGCGUCUCCGGCAGGCGCGAGGCCAGGUUGAGCGAAGGGCGAUGAACAGACGGACCUCUCGGUCCAGAGUCCGGAGAACACUGGCUCUCAGCUGGGAGACGCGGUCCUCGGUUAGGACGUUUCGCGCGCAAAUCUCAUCCGUUUCAUUGCCUGCUCAAUUAUAUAGAAAAAUACGAAAAUCUGCAUUAAAAAUAUUAAUCCUGCAUGCUGGACAUGUAUGGUAAUAAUUUCUAUUUUGUACCAUUUUCUUGUUUAACUUUAGCAUGUUGUUGAUCAUGGAUCAUAACCCCCUGUUUCUUUGGGUGAGAAGGGAUCGCAGUUGGGAAACUCCAGCGGCUGCCAGCCGAGCCGGGAUUCAGCCCUGGCUGCUGGUUUGUAAAUACCUGCCCUCCACCAAACCGCACAGAGAACACGGCAGCGAGCUGAGUGUCUUUGUUUGGGUUUAUUAUUAUGGCAUUUUCUUUGUAAGCCCCCCCCCCCAAAAAAAGGAAAGAAAAAGUUCCAGGCAUUUCGCAUCCGACACCAACUUUGUCUCGGGGCAACCGUGGCAGUUUCACGUUUUAUUCUGUCCAGAUCCUAUUCUGUUCUCUUUUCCCUCCGUUUUAGUUUUGUUGGCUUUGAGGGAAAGAGUACAAGGACAGGACAACUGUGGAGUUCCACACCUCUUCCUCAAUCCCUGCCUAGUUUCUUGACCAAAUUGACACCCCUAAUAAGAGAGGGAAGGAAAACAGACCAUCUUCUCUGCUUUUUAUUGUAACCAGUUUCACCCCAGGGUCCCUCUGGAAUUCUCCAGGCCGGCGGUUAAUUGCAAGGGCCCCCAGCCGCUCCUUGGGUGAGAAGUUUUGCCAUCCUUCACACUGGUCAGUGGUGACCAGAGCUUGAAUUGAACCAACUGCCACAUUUAGGAUGUAUCAGAAAACCAAACAUUGGCAAGUGAUUGCAGCUUUCAAGUGUGUUCUUUAGACCAGUGCAUUAUGUGUUUCUUUCCCUGCUUUUGAGAUUGCAGGAAAAGUUAUUGGUGGUAUUCCUCUCCUCCUCCUUUGGUUGUAUAGUAGUUAUAGGGGAGAUCUGGGUGUUUUUCUUUAUUAUUACUUUUUUUCUGCAGGUCAGUAAAAGGAUUUAAGUUGCACUGACAAAAUAUACCAAAAUUAAAGCAUAUUUUUUAGUUCCCAUUUGAAAUUGCUGGCGCUGCUGGCCAGAUGCAUUUUUGAGUUUGUAUUAGUUGAUAAAUUAACAGUAAUAACAAGAUUGUAUGAACCGCAUGGUGCUUGCAGUUUUAAAUAUUGUGGAUAUUCGUCCUGCAUCAGAAACGAGCUUUGGUUUUUACGGAUUCAACUGUGUUGAAAUCAAACUUACUGCAACAGAAAUUGUUUUUAUUUCAUGUAAAAUAAGGGAUCAAUUUCAAACCCUGCUUAUGAUAUGAAAAUAUUAAAACCUAGUCUAUUGUAGUUUUAUUCAGACUGGUUUCUGUUUUUGGUUAUUAAAAUGGUUUCCUAUUUUGCUUAUUAAAACCAUGGAAAUGGUGUUUA